CGCACGUUGGAAUGUCAAUUGAUACGUGGAGAUAUUUUGCCGGUUGGACCGAUAAGAUUCAAGGAAGCACGAUUCCGAUUUCUCACGCGAGACCCAACCGAAAUUUGACCAUAACUAAGCGUGAACCGAUUGGAGUUUGCGGUCUCGUGACGCCUUGGAAUUAUCCAUUGAUGAUGUUAUCAUGGAAAAUGGCUGCGUGUUUGGCUGCUGGCAACACUGUCGUUAUCAAACCUGCUCAGGUUUCCCCGCUAACGGCUCUCAAAUUUGCGGAAUUGACAGUAAAAGCCGGCAUACCGAAAGGAGUUGUGAACGUUCUUCCUGGCACAGGAAGCGUUUGCGGACAAGCGAUUGCUGAUCAUCCGUUAGUCCGCAAACUCGGAUUCACUGGAAGUACUCCGAUAGGACAAGUAAUAAUGCGAUCGUGUGCGGAUUCGAACAUCAAGAAAUGUUCUCUCGAACUUGGUGGGAAAUCUCCGCUCAUCAUUUUCGCUGACUGCGACUUGGAUCGAGCUGUUCGCCAG
Notodromas monacha is the source of this 521-nucleotide messenger RNA. The record is from the annotation of a GenBank genome assembly. Lineage: Eukaryota; Metazoa; Arthropoda; Ostracoda; Podocopida; Cyprididae.